AUGAAGACAAUCGUACUUUUAUUGGCCAUAGGCCUUACAACAGUUGCUUCGCUCCCACGGCAACAUGAGAGGAUCAUUGGCGGAUCAGUGACCAAUAUAAACACCUAUCCGUUCGCCGGGUCUCUUCAAAUAACCACCAACAACGUCCAGUUCCGACACAACUGUGGUUGUACCAUCAUAAACAACAGAUCCCUGCUUUCGGCGGCUCAUUGUUGGCCACGCAAUGCCAUCGCCAAUAGAUACCGCGUCCGGAUUGGCUCAACCAACGUGAGCAGUGGUGGACGACAGCACAACGUGGCUCAACUCAUCGGCCACCCGAACUACAACACACGGAACCAUGACAACGACGUGGGUGUGAUCAGGGUGUCCACUGCCAUCCCCCUCGGCUCCGCCACCAUCCGCGCGGGAAGCCUCGCUUCAGCCAACCUCAACAUCCCUGACAACUCCAACGUUAUAGCUAUUGGAUGGGGAUUUACCACAGUUAAUGGAAGCCCAUCGGAGUCGCUCCGUCAUGUUGGUCUCCAGACGGUCAACCAAGCCAGAUGCCAAAGCAUCUAUGGCGGCGGCACCAUCACCGCAAACAUGUUGUGCGCAAUUUGGCCAGCCGGCGGCCGUGGCUCAUGCUUCGGGGACUCUGGCACCGCUCUUCUCCGCAGCAAUGUGGUAGUGGGCGUCACCAGCUUUGGCGCUCAAUGCGCUUCGGCUCACUGGCCUGGUGUUUACGCAAGAGUUUCCAGAUACGUCACCUGGAUUAGGAACAAUUCUUAA
Molecule: messenger RNA, 768 nt
Organism: Maniola jurtina (meadow brown)
Lineage: Eukaryota; Metazoa; Arthropoda; Insecta; Lepidoptera; Nymphalidae
Product: trypsin CFT-1-like
Exons: 4
Coding region: 1-768 (255 amino acids)
Biological process (GO): proteolysis
Molecular function (GO): serine-type endopeptidase activity
Source: RefSeq, a predicted model, not a curated record